Molecule: messenger RNA, 720 nt
Organism: [Candida] anglica
Lineage: Eukaryota; Fungi; Ascomycota; Pichiomycetes; Serinales; Debaryomycetaceae
Source: the annotation of a GenBank genome assembly
AAUCUCCCUUCUUUAUCAUACACUAGCAAUUUAUUUUCAACAGUUUACAAUGCCCUCAGAAUUGCUUCCAGAUUCUGUUACGACUCUUUUAAAGUCAUCCAGAUUUGUUCAUUUAGCUACUUGUCUUAAUAAUAUCCCCCAUGUUUCACUUAUGAAUUACACUUAUUACCGUGAUUCAAAUGGUGAUUACAUUAUCAUUACCACUCCACAGAAAACUACCAAAUAUAAUAACAUGGUAUUGAACCCUAAUGUAUCCAUCUUGGUGCACGAUUGGGUAUCGGCCAAGUCUAAUACUAGCGGGGAAGAUUCCACUUCGGGUAGAAGAAACUCAUUAUAUGAAAUGCUUACAAAUAUGAAUCGUACUGAAAUUAGUAGUGUUUCCGUUAUGAUUGAUGGUAAGGCAGAGAUUUUGAAGUCAGAUUCAGAAAAAUUUAAUUUCUACAAGUCAUUACAUUUGAAUAAUGAUCUGAUUGAUCAAGUUCAAGCAAAGAAUUAUAUUGAAUGUGAAGAUAAUGCAUUAGUAUUGAUCCGUAUUGAAGGAUGUAAAAUUACUGAUACCGAGAAUAAUAUUCAACAAUUUCAAAAGUAAGAACCUUGACUAAAUGACAUGAGAAAGAAACAAAUGAAAAAAUUAAAAGAGAAAGGUAAAAAACAGAUAUAGUACUAUAUGAUUAUCGAUAGUGUUAAUUACUUUAAUGAAUACGAAGUCAUGACAAAAAA